Messenger RNA from Malania oleifera, 5373 nucleotides. RefSeq names its product ABC transporter B family member 20. Gene Ontology annotation, biological process: transmembrane transport. Gene Ontology annotation, cellular component: membrane. Lineage: Eukaryota; Viridiplantae; Streptophyta; Magnoliopsida; Santalales; Ximeniaceae. The transcript is spliced from 11 exons. The record is from RefSeq and is a predicted model, not a curated record. The coding region runs from base 464 to 4684 and encodes 1406 amino acids. Gene Ontology annotation, molecular function: ATP hydrolysis activity; ATP binding; ABC-type transporter activity.
CUCAACCGCUCCAGAUGUCCGCGCACUGUCACACUAACUCUUCUUCCUUCCUCCACUCUUUAGAAAAAUCAAAAUGGAAAACACCUGAAACUGUACUCAUCGCCGGAAUUGACCGUUACCCAAACCUCGGCUCCAACUGAACCAGAACCAGACCAAGAAGGAAGAAGAAGAAGAGGAAGAGGGAAGAAGAAAGAGGAGAGUAAGAAAAGGUUUCGCGAGCGAGUCAAGGUUUCUUCAUCCACCUUCUUUGACCGAGUCAGCCACCUGCUUUCUGCGAUAAAGCAAAAGCAAAACCCCAGCUCCCAAAAAAUUCAAAAUCUUUGCGGAAGCGUUUCAUUUUCAAUUGUUCGACAGGUUUAGGAUUUUUUCUUUGUUUGGUUUGAUGCUCUAAAUUUGGCGGCAGAUCCGCUGAAUUUAGAGGCCGUUCUGGGGGGUUUAGGGUUUUGUUGAGAGUAAAGUAAAGAUGAUGAUAUCGAGGGGGCUGUUCGGGUGGUCGCCCCCUCACAUACAGCCUCUCACGCCCGUGUCGGAGGUGUCGGAACCGCCGGAGUCGCCGUCGCCGUACCUGGACUCGAAUACCGAGGCGGUGCCCGUGGACGUGGAGGAGGAGAUGGAGGAGGCCGAAGAGAUCGAGCCGCCGCCGGCCGCCGUGCCCUUCUCGAGGCUGUUUGCGUGUGCCGACCGGUUCGAUUGGUUUCUUAUGGUCGUCGGAUCUCUCGCGGCGGCAGCUCACGGGACUGCGCUCGUCGUUUACUUGCAUUACUUUGCGAAGAUCAUUCAGUUGCUGAGAUUGGGUCCCGCUGAAGGACCGGACCGGCUGUUUCAUCGGUUUACUGAGCUUGCUUUAACCAUUGUCUACAUUGCUGUGGCUGUUUUUGCUGCCGGAUGGAUUGAGGUUUCAUGCUGGAUUCUUACUGGAGAGCGACAGACGGCUGUCAUUAGGUCAAGAUAUGUUCAAGUAUUGCUUAAUCAGGACAUGAGUUUUUUUGAUACUUACGGUAACAAUGGGGACAUUGUGAGCCAAGUAUUAAGUGAUGUGCUGCUCAUUCAAUCUGCUCUCAGUGAAAAAGUGGGAAACUAUAUUCAUAAUAUGGCUACCUUUUUCAGUGGUCUUAUUAUUGGAUUUAUCAACUGUUGGCAAAUUGCGCUCAUAACAUUAGGCACUGGUCCAUUCAUUGUUGCUGCGGGGGGGAUAUCAAAUAUAUUUCUCCACAGACUUGCUGAGAAUAUUCAGGAUGCAUAUGCUGAAGCAGCUAGCAUAGCUGAACAGGCAGUCUCUUAUAUUAGGACCUUAUAUGCAUUUACAAAUGAAACAUUGGCCAAGUAUUCAUAUGCAACUUCACUACAAGCCACACUGAGAUAUGGUGUAUUGAUUAGUCUUGUGCAAGGGCUUGGACUUGGAUUUACAUAUGGGCUUGCAAUAUGUUCAUGUGCCUUACAACUUUGGGUUGGAAGAUUCCUGGUUAUGCGCAAUAAAGCACAUGGAGGUGAAAUUAUUACAGCCCUGUUUGCUGUAAUCUUGAGUGGUCUUGGUCUGAAUCAAGCAGCAACAAACUUCUAUUCAUUUGAGCAAGGACGAAUUGCUGCCUAUAGACUUUUUGAGAUGAUAAGCCGUUCAACUUCUGCAGUAAAUCAUGAUGGAAAUACCUUGGUCUCUGUACAAGGAAACAUUGAGUUUCGGAAUGUCUAUUUCAGCUAUUUGUCUCGCCCUGAAAUUCCUAUCUUGAGUGGCUUUUACCUCACUGUACCUGCCAAAAAAGCUGUGGCACUUGUUGGCAGAAAUGGCUCUGGAAAAAGCAGUAUCAUUCCACUCAUGGAGCGGUUUUACGACCCUACAUUAGGAGAAGUUCUUUUAGAUGGAGAGAACAUAAAAAACCUGAAACUUGAGUGGCUGAGGAGCCAAAUAGGACUAGUCACCCAGGAACCUGCAUUGUUGAGUUUGAGCAUCAGAGAUAAUAUUGCAUAUGGUCGCUCACAUGCUACUUUAGAUCAGAUAGAAGAAGCUGCCAAAAUAGCGCAUGCUCACACAUUCAUUAGCUCACUUGACAAAGGAUAUGAUACUCAGGUGGGUAGGGCUGGUUUGGCAUUGACUGAAGAACAGAAGAUAAAACUAUCUGUUGCUCGUGCAGUGCUUUCAAAUCCAUCUAUUCUUCUGCUUGAUGAGGUUACUGGUGGACUUGAUUUUGAAGCUGAACGAGCUGUGCAGGAGGCUCUAGAUCUCCUCAUGUUGGGACGAUCAACUAUAAUAAUAGCUCGAAGGCUUAGUCUCAUAAGGAAUGCUGAUUACAUCGCUGUGAUGGAGGAGGGUCAACUCGUUGAAAUGGGUACACAUGAUGAAUUAUUAACUCUGGAUGGUUUAUAUGCAGAGCUUCUGAAAUGUGAAGAAGCGGCAAAACUUCCUAAAAGGAUGCCCCUACGGAACUCUAAAGAGAGCACAGUUUUCCAAAUUGAAAGGGAUUCAUCAGCAAGUCAUAGCUUCCAAGAACCAUCAUCUCCUAAAAUGGCCAAAUCACCCUCUCUUCAAAGGGUUUCUGGAAUCCAUGGGCUAUGGGUCCAAGAUGGUGGCUUCAACUCUCAAGAAUCUCCAAAAAUAUUGAGUCCACCACCAGAGCAAAUGCUGGAAAAUGGUGUGCCAUCGGAUGCUGUUGAUAAUGAACCGUCAAUAAGAAGGCAGGAUAGUUUUGAAAUGAGACUGCCAGAAUUACCAAAGAUUGAUGUUCAAUCUGCUCACCAACAAACAUCAAAUACUUCAGACCCUGAGUCGCCUGUGUCACCACUAUUGACGUCUGAUCCCAAAAGUGAACGUUCCCAUUCACAGACAUUUAGUCGGCCUCACCGUCAACGUGAUGACAUGCCUGCAAAAAUGAAGGAGGCAAAGGAUAACCAUCAUAGGGAAGCUCCAUCAUUUUGGAGGCUUGCAGAGCUUAGCUUCGCUGAAUGGCUUUAUGCUGCUCUAGGGAGCGUUGGUGCUGCUAUCUUUGGUUCUUUUAAUCCUCUUCUUGCAUAUGUGAUUGCACUUAUAGUAACACAAUAUUAUAGAGUUGGUGAUCGCCCUCAUUUACGGCAUGAAGUGCGGCAAGAAGUAGAUAAAUGGUGCUUGAUCAUUGCCUGCAUGGGUAUUGUGACAGUGGUUGCUAAUUUUUUGCAGCACUUCUAUUUCGGGAUAAUGGGGGAGAAAAUGACUGAAAGAGUUAGGAGAAUGAUGUUCUCAGCAAUGCUGCGCAAUGAAGUUGGAUGGUUUGAUGAUGAGGAGAAUAGUGCAGAUACCUUAUCCAUGCGAUUGGCAAAUGAUGCUACAUUUGUGCGAGCUGCUUUUAGCAAUCGGCUUUCUAUAUUUAUACAGGACAGUGCAGCUGUAAUGGUUGCUGUCCUUAUUGGGAUGUUGCUACAGUGGCGAUUGGCACUUGUGGCUUUGGCAACCCUUCCCAUUCUCACUGUUUCAGCUAUUGCACAGAAAUUGUGGCUUGCUGGAUUCUCAAGGGGCAUACAGGAGAUGCACCGUAAGGCAUCCUUGGUCCUUGAAGAUGCAGUCAGAAACAUUUACACUGUUGUAGCAUUUUGUGCUGGUAACAAGGUGAUGGAGCUUUACAGAUUGCAACUGAGGAAAAUAUUCAAGCAGAGCUUCCUUCAUGGAAUGGCAAUUGGAUUUGCCUUUGGCUUUUCACAGUUUCUUCUUUUUGCUUGCAAUGCUCUCCUUCUCUGGUACACUGCACUCUCUGUUAAAAAUGGCCAUAUGGAUCUGCCUACAGCUGUCAAGGAGUACAUGGUAUUUUCCUUUGCAACAUUUGCACUGGUUGAGCCAUUUGGUUUGGCUCCUUACAUACUUAAACGACGUAAGUCACUUACUUCAGUGUUUGAAAUCAUUGAUCGAGUGCCGAAGAUUGAUCCAGAUGACAUCUCUGCGCUUAAACCCCCUAAUGUUUAUGGAAGCAUUGAGCUGAAAAAUGUGGAUUUCUGUUAUCCAACCCGUCCAGAAAUGUUGGUAUUAAGCAAUUUCAGUCUUAAAGUCAGUGGGGGACAAACUGUAGCUGUUGUUGGAGUUUCAGGGUCUGGGAAGAGCACUAUAAUAUCUUUAAUCGAAAGAUUUUAUAAUCCAGUUGCAGGCCAAGUUUUACUAGAUGGGCGAGAUUUGAAAACCUAUAACUUGAGAUGGUUGAGGAACCAUCUGGGCCUUGUUCAGCAGGAGCCAAUUAUCUUCUCAACAACCAUAAGGGAAAAUAUAAUAUAUGCAAGGCACAAUGCAAGUGAGGCCGAGAUGAAAGAGGCAGCAAGAAUAGCAAAUGCUCAUCAUUUUAUUAGCAGUUUGCCUCACGGUUAUGACACACAUGUAGGUAUGAGGGGUGUGGAUCUAACACCAGGACAGAAACAAAGAAUUGCAAUUGCUCGAGUGGUGCUGAAGAAUGCCCCAAUCUUGUUAUUAGAUGAAGCGAGCUCAUCCAUCGAGUCUGAGUCAAGUCGGGUGGUCCAAGAGGCUCUUGAUACACUCAUCAUGGGAAACAAAACGACGAUUCUGAUAGCUCAUAGGGCUGCAAUGAUGAGGCAUGUUGACAACAUUGUCGUUCUUAAUGGAGGGCGAAUUGUAGAGGAAGGGACCCAUGAUUCUUUAGUGGCAAAGAAUGGUUUAUAUGUCCGUUUGAUGCAACCCCACUUUGGAAAGGGUUUGCGUCAACAUCGACUUGUUUAGAUAUUGGUUAGUGAUUGAUUCAAUUGGUAAUGUCCUCACUUUUGGCCAUUCUCUAAAUUUUUUUCCGUUCCUUUAUGAAUAUCAGUUGGUGCAAAUUUAAAGAAUGGGUUGAGUUGAACAAGAAUGAUGAGGCUUGUGACAACAAUCAUGACCAGGUGAGUGCCACUGCUUGCUUUCCGCAAUGGUGGUGGAAGAAUUGUAGGAUUGGGAAAGUAGGGUGUGCAGAGUUUUGUGGGCUCUUGGGGACAUUCUUUCAGGGCUGGCUGCAUAUUCUUUUGGAGGCAAGCAUCUUAGGGUUGGGAGCGUGCUUGUCUCCUGGUAUAUUGAUUUGUUGAUUAAUUAGAAAGUGGGGUGGAAUCAAUAGUAGUUUUUCCAUAGUUCCUCUGAGUGCUCUCUCUCUCUCUCUCUCUCUCUCUCUCGUUAAUGGAUCACCUUGACUACCUCCACCCUUUGGGUUGUGGACAUGCAGGUGCUGUUUCUCACCAGUUUGGAUAAUUUUGUUUCUUAUUGUAAAUCUUUCUACUACUAGUGAAGAUAAUAUGAACUUUAGUAGGAGGAAGUAGUGAUGGUUUUUGUUGUAAUCUUUAUUUGUAAAUAAAAAUAUGUGAGCUGUUCAUUCUUCAUGCACGAAUACAUUUGUAAAAUAAACAUUGAUUCUUUGGAAAGAGUUUGACCUUCUUUUCCUCUUC